ACAACAGAGUUCAACAAGUUUUGUACGCAGGAAGCUGUAUUUACACAUAACACAUUAAAACUAUAAAAUGGGAUGUGACGGAGGUACGAUUCCAACCAGAGACGAAUUAGUCAGAACUAAAAAGAAGCCAGAACAGAAAGAUAAAAAUGCAGAGCUUGUGGCAAAAUGGAAACAUUGUGCUAUAACGCAAGAAACCCUUCGCCAACCCAUCAUGGCUUGUGAAUUAGGAAAGUUAUAUAAUAAAGAAUCAGUACUUGAGUUCCUCCUUGACAGAAGCAAGUUUGAAGUUGCCAGGAAUUUUCAACAUUUGAGAAAUCUUAAGGAUCUCAAGCAACUAGUACUGACAGAUGCACCUAGCACUGGACAACCUAAAGCCGAGAAAGGUGAUGGAUACAUUGAUGUACAAGCUGCAGACUAUAUCUGUCCAGUUGUUGGCAUAGAAAUGAAUGGAAGAUACAGAUUUUGUUAUCUGUGGACGUGUGGAUGUGUGUUUUCUGAAAGAGCCCUAAAGGAGGUGAAAUCUGAUGUCUGUCACAAGUGUGGGCUGGAAUAUUCUGCGGAUGAUGUGAUCAUAUUGAAUGGAACAGAAGAGGAUAGAGAAAGACUUCAAACAAGAAUGGAAGAAAAAAGACUGAAAGCUAAACUGGAGAAGAAAGUUAAAAAGUCACAGAAACACAAAGUGUCAGCAACUGCAGUUACAGAAGACUCAGAUGGACCAAGUUGCAGCAAAGUUCAGAAAAGAGAGACAGAACCUGCCUCAGGAAAAAGUUCAAGCAGCCAGAGUGCAAAAUCUAAGCUGUCAAAUGGACUCUCUGAGAAGCUCAAACCGGCCAGAUCUAAGCCAGAGGAAAAAACAAGCAUUCAGAAGGACAGUAAAACUAGUUCUGUGUAUAAGUCCUUGUUCACUAGUUCAGAUGUGGCCAAAUCUAAGCCCACGGCUCAUUGGGUGACAUACAACCCUUGCUAUUAUUGAGGUACCAUCAACAAAUCACUGGCUUCAUUAUUGCUGUUAAAAUGUGGACCAAACUUGGAAAAGCAUCUGUUAUAAGAAACUACACAAGCAGAAAAGACAUGUUGUGAAGAAAACCCUAUACAUGUGCUCAUUGUGUUUUUUUUUAUUACUCUUGCCCUUUGUUGAAGAGGAUUGUAAAUGAUUUAACAAAUGUCCAAAAGAAAAAUUUGGAAAAAUGAUCGCAUUAGCAGUGGAUGAAAUUUUAAGUCAUUUGUAGUAUGACAAAGCCAUAUUUGAAUGAUAACAUAUGUCAUAUGUGUCCAGUGAAAGUCCUCUGAUUGAUGAUCUUUGAGAAGAACCUAAUGUCCUUGAAGAUUUCUUGUAAUGUGGAAAUUGCAUUCAGAGACUGAAUUGAAACACAAUUUCUUAUGUUGAGAAAAUCAGAAACAGGUGGCAGGUUCAGGUAGUUUUACUUGAUACAAUAAUAACAUUGCCGUAAGAAGUUACCAAAUGUAUCCUGAUGCUAGUUGUACAUAAGUAAUGUGUCUAUAUUCUGUGCUGUUAAACAUAAGAAGCACAAACUCCUUUGAACAAUUCAGGCAAGACAUAGCGCACAUAAAUGAAAAUAGAAGACUACAAGUAUUGCCAAGAUUAUUUAUGACAUUAUUUAAUAUGAUAGGUAAAUAUAUUGUCAUAUAAAUAUAUUGUUAGAGGCGUUUUGUAGGGUUCAAUGGAGGUAUUUUCAGACAAACAGCACUUAGUUAAAAAAUCAUAUCUCAUGAACCUGUCUUGUGCAAUUUAGGUUUGCCAUUCUAGAUAGACCCGGUAUGGUGUAUGCAUGUGUUUUCUGAUAUCAAAUAAAAACAGAGGUUUGCGGGUGCACAUGGUCUUUAUAGCUUCAGAUGUUCUGACUUUUUAAAGUUGUCUAAAUUUCUGAGAAUAUUCAAAAGCUUUCCAUUGAACAGGAAGAGCAAAAAAUGUCAUCUGUAUAUUUUUGUGAAUUAUCCCUGUGGGUUUUUUACCCUUGUUUUAAGGACAAACCUUUGCAAAUAAAG
Molecule: messenger RNA, 2007 nt
Organism: Liolophura sinensis
Lineage: Eukaryota; Metazoa; Mollusca; Polyplacophora; Chitonida; Chitonidae
Product: replication termination factor 2-like
Exons: 8
Coding region: 68-973 (301 amino acids)
Biological process (GO): mitotic DNA replication termination
Cellular component (GO): nucleus
Source: RefSeq, a predicted model, not a curated record